Clarias gariepinus (North African catfish) is the source of this 1607-nucleotide messenger RNA. RefSeq lists its product as uncharacterized. The record is from RefSeq and is a predicted model, not a curated record. Bases 98 to 1432 code for a protein of 444 amino acids. NCBI's taxonomy places the organism in Eukaryota, Metazoa, Chordata, Actinopteri, Siluriformes, Clariidae. The transcript is spliced from 7 exons.
AAAUAGCAGAAGUGUGAAAUUCAUAAGAGUAGUGGAGUUUCUCCUGCUUUAUUCUCCACCUGUGCAGUGCUGAUGGUGGUGUUGUGUCUCCUCAGACAUGCAGUCCUGCAGCGUCCAUCACUGUGUCCUGUUCUUACUCACACUCACACUCACCACUGUGUCUACUCUGGGUUUCACGUCUGUGAUGGUGAAGCUGAAUCAGCCUGCUGUUCUUCCCUGUAAAUGGAACUGCCCUGUUUCACUCAAAUGGACUGUGAUUGAUAAACCCGGUAGAGUUCUGGCUCAGUGUAAUCAGACUUCAUGCUGGUCUGAGGAGGGAUUUAUCAUCUCUCAUGCUCAGUACCUGAAGGGAGAUCUCUCUCUCACCGUCACGGCAGCUGACUACAGUAAUAGGGGCUUGUACACGUGUGAGUGUGGUCAUGUACGUAUCAUCAACACCGUACAUCUCAGCAUUGAGACUCUGAUGCUGUCAGUUCAGCUAAAGCCUGGGGAAGAUUUGAGACUAAAUGUACACAUUCCAGACCAAAUAGAAGUGAUUUAUAAAAGCAAAAGGUCACGUGAUCCAUAUGGUGAACAGAUCUGCAGCGUGACACUACACUCACUACAGUGUAAAGCCGAAUAUAAGCAGAGAGUAUCACUGAGCGGCACAGAGCUAAUCCUGAAGAAUGUAAAGCCAUCUGAUAGUGGAGUUUACACCGUCCGGGACGAGAAGUAUAAAGACAUUAAUCUUAUUUACACUCUCUCUAUGAAAGAAACUCUGGUUGUACAUGUGAAGCGUCAUGAGUCCGUUACGCUCCCCUGCAUGUGGAACUGUUCUGGUUUGGUCAAAUGGAUCCUCAAUGAAAAAACUGUGGCCUGGUGUAAUAAGCGAUUAUGCAAACCAAAUGAGGGAUAUAAGAUGUCUCAUGAUCAGUACCUGUUCGGAGAUUUUUCUCUCACCAUCACUGAGGCUGAUUUCAGUGAGCGGGGUUUGUACGAGUGCAAGUGUGAUGACAAAGUUGUCAAUGUAAAGGAUGUUGUCAUUGAGACUGAGAAUUUAUCAGUCCAGCUAAAUCCAGGUGAAGAUCUGCUCAUGGAUUUGCCCACACCAGAGAGAGUGGAGGUGAUUUAUAAUGACUGUGUGAUAUAUCCCAAUGAUCCAAAGAUUAAACAGCUGUGUAAAUCUGAACACACACACAGGCUAUCACACAUCCUCAAACUGGGAAAAGUGAAAGUCACUGAUAGAGGAGUUUACAUCAUCCGGGAUAAGGAGUUUAAAGAAGAACUUCUUAGGUACAGAGUGCAUAUGAAAGGAGACCAGUGGAAUUUAGGCAGCAAUCAGGUUCAUUCAUUACAGAUGUGGAUUAAGGAAGAAUAUCCUGUGCUAAUUAUUCUGUGCAGUGUACUUAUAGGAGGGGUGAUUUUUCUGAUAAACAAAAAUCGCAUGUUUUAAAAAGAACAUAUAAGUAACUAAUGAAUGAAGGUGGUGCAAAAACCACAUUACUCCUUUUGACAGGACAAAUGAUAAAUUCAUGGCGUCAAAAAAUCCCUGUGCAAUAAGGGGCCAAAUAUGCCACAAAACCUUACAAACAGCCCGUCAUAACAAAGUAUCUACUGUAGAGUACCCU